Molecule: messenger RNA, 2398 nt
Organism: Coregonus clupeaformis (lake whitefish)
Lineage: Eukaryota; Metazoa; Chordata; Actinopteri; Salmoniformes; Salmonidae
Product: sodium-dependent phosphate transport protein 2A-like
Exons: 11
Coding region: 1-1995 (664 amino acids)
Biological process (GO): intracellular phosphate ion homeostasis; sodium-dependent phosphate transport
Cellular component (GO): apical plasma membrane; vesicle; brush border
Molecular function (GO): sodium:phosphate symporter activity
Source: RefSeq, a predicted model, not a curated record
AUGCACCUCCAGGACUCAUCAUGUGCUUUGGCAGAGAGGAAAUAUCUGAGACAACAGUCACACCUGGAGGGAGACAUCCUUCCCGACACUCCGAAAACCUGGCCUGAAUCCCCACUCACAAAAGCAAAUGAUAUUGCUUCCUCAAAGUCCCAGACUCAGGCAGAGAAAAUGAGAUCCGUUUUCAUCAACGUCUCCAAGAUCCCCCUGCUCCUCCUCUUCCUGUACAUGUUCGUCUGCUCGCUGGAUGUCCUGAGUUCUGCCUUCCAGUUAGCGGGAGGUAAGGUGGCUGGAGACAUCUUCAAGGACAAUGCCAUCCUGUCCAACCCGGUGGCAGGGAUGGUGGUGGGCAUUCUGGUGACGGUUCUAGUCCAGAGUUCCUCUACCUCCACCUCCAUCAUCGUCAGCCUCGUCUCCUCGGGACUACUCAAUGUGAGGUCUGCCAUCCCCAUCAUCAUGGGAUCCAAUAUUGGGACGUCCGUCACCAACACCAUCGUUGCUCUGAUGCAGGCUGGGGAGAGGGAUGAGUUUGAACGGGCAUUUGCUGGAGCGACAGUGCAUGACUGUUUUAACUGGCUGUCAGUGCUGGUGCUGCUGCCCCUGGAGGCAACCACAGGCCUGCUGAGAAGACUGUCUCAGGCCGUGGUUGACACCUUCCACAUCAGCUCUGGAGAGGAGGCCCCGGAGAUGCUCAAGGUCAUCACUGAACCACUCACCAAACUCAUCAUUCAGUUGGAUAAGUCUGUCAUCACAGGCAUCGCCAUGAGAGACGAGGCCAUGAGGAACAGGAGUCUGGUGAGGGUAUGGUGUAAGAGUCACAUCCUAACGUCCUCUGUGAAUGUUUCUGUCGGUGAUUCCUUCAACUGUACGUCAAUACAACCCUGCUGGCAAAGAAAUGUAUCAACCUGGACAACACAGAACAUGACUCUACUUGUAAAUAUAAAAAAAUGCAACCAUUUGUUUGUGGACUCGUGGUUGUCCGACCUGGCGGUAGGCCUCAUUCUGCUAGCCUGCUCUCUUCUACUGCUGUGCACCUGUUUGGUGCUGCUGGUCAAGCUGCUUAACUCCCUGCUCCAAGGCCAGGUGGCUAAGGUCAUUCAGAGGAUCAUCAACACAGACUUUCCCUACCCGUUUGGCUGGCUGGCAGGUUACCUGGCCAUCCUGGUGGGGGCUGGCCUGACCUUUGUGGUCCAGAGCAGCUCAGUGUUCACCUCCGCCAUCACUCCUCUUAUAGGUAUUGGUGUUAUCAGCAUUGAGCGUGCCUACCCUUUGACCCUGGGGUCCAACAUUGGCACGACCACCACAGCUAUCCUGGCAGCAUUGGCAAGCCCAGGGGACAAGCUGGCUGCAGCUUUCCAGGUCGCCUUGUGUCAUUUCUUCUUUAACAUACUGGGCAUUCUGCUGUGGUACCCUGUGCCCAUCACCCGCCUGCCCAUCCGUAUGGCCAGGACUCUGGGGCAGCGUACGGCCAAGUACCGCUGGUUCGCUGUGCUCUACCUGCUUCUGUGCUUCCUGCUCCUGCCCUCGCUCGUCUUCGCCCUCUCCAUGGCAGGCUGGCAGGUGAUGGCUGGGGUGGGCGUGCCCUUCGCCGUGGCCCUCCUCUUGGUGUCUGUGGUGAACAUGCUGCAGGUACACAGGCCAGGCUGUCUGCCAGUGAGGCUGCGGAGCUGGGACUUCCUGCCUGUCUGGAUGCAUUCCCUUCAACCCCUGGAUACCCUCAUCACCAAGGUGACCCUGUGCUGCUCUAGAAAAGCCAGAGAGCCUGGUCUGAUACAAUGCUCCAUGGACCCUGAUGGUCCUCAGAAGAGGAGCCACAUGGCUUUGGACAACCUUGCUCUGUGUUACAUAGACGAGGCCCCCACAGUGGUAAUGUCCCAGGGGGCAGACAAGGCCUCCACAGUGGCAAUGUCCCAGGGUGCAGACGAGGCCCCCACAGUGGUAAUGUCCGAGGGGGCAGACGAGGCCCCCACAGUGGCAAUGUCCCAGGGUGCAAAUUAGGCCCCCACAGCGGUAAUGUCCCAGGGGGGCAGACGAGGCCCCCACAGCACUAAUGUCCCAGGGUGCAGACAGGGUCAGGAGCACACUUCUGUAGAACAUAUGACACUGGAACAACAGGGAGAUGGAGCAGAAUGUCUUGUGAAAGCAGCAUCGUGGACUGCAACAAAUGAGCAGUGAUGAUCUAAUGUUAUGGAACAACGAGACUGGAGCAGAAAACUGUAAGAGCUUGUGGUUGCAUGAAAACAUGACUCCACUCACAAUCAGUUUCCUUAUGGAUUGUGGAAAUCAUGCAUGAUGCCCGCAGCUACAAAACAGUGUUUACUGUAGUUGAGUUAUGUCAUGCACUGUACUACAUUUUAGUCAUUUAGCAGAUGCUCUUAUCCAGAGCGACUUACAGUUAGUG